CCUUUUCGAUUUUGUGCAUGCCGUUUGCGCAUCUGAAGGUUAAUUACAGACCAAGAAAAUGGCCUACGACCACUCUCCCGACCAACAGGCAGCAUCCGACGAGAGGAAGGAGGCCAGAGGUGGACGAAGGACGCCCGAGGUGCCGUCCCCGACGGGCUGGUCGUCGUGGUUCGGCGGACCGAAUGUCACCGUUGGGCCGCGCAUCGGGCCUGUCCUCAGCAGCAUCUCAAUUGUUAGCGACUCGGACUCGGAACAGAGCAGCGCGGCUAUUCUCGACAAGCAGCUGGCUGCCGAGCAGGGCCAUGCCAUCCAAUAUCGAACGUGCAGCUGGCAGAAGACGGCUGGAUUGCUUUUUUCUGAGUACAUUUGCUUGGCUAUGAUGAGCUUUCCGUGGUCGUACAGCGUUCUUGGCCUUGUUCCGGGACUGAUCUUGACCGUUGUCGUCGCGCUGAUUGUGCUCUACACAUCUCUGGUGUUGUGGGAGUUUUGUCUGCGCCAUCCCGAGGUUCGCGAUAUUUGUGACAUCGGUCAGAUGCUGUUCUGGAACAAGCGGUGGGCAUGGUGGGCCACAGCCGUCAUGUUCAUCCUCAACAAUACGUUUAUCCAGGCCCUACAUGUCCUGGUUGGCGCCGAGUAUCUCAACACCAUGACCGAGGCCGACAGCGUAGGGUGCCGGACUGUCAGCUUCGGCAUCGUCGUGGCCAUCAUCUGCUGGUUCUGCUCGCUCCCGCGGACCUUCGACAUGUUGUCCAAGCUCGGCACCGCGUCCGCCUUCUUCACCUUCGUCUCGGUCCUCCUCGCAGUCAUCUUCGCGGCGGUGCAGUCGCACCCGGCUAAGUAUGACCCCGACGUCGGAGGGGAUCCAACUGUGACGGCUGUGCCUGUGCUCGGGACCACGUUCGUCAGCGGCCUCGGCGCCUUCCUCAACAUCAGCUACACCUUCAUCGGCCAGAUCACGCUCCCGUCCUUCAUCGCCGAGAUGAGAGAUCCGCGCGACUUCCCCAAGGCGCUCUGGGCCUGCACCAUCGCCGAAAUUGUGCUGUUCAGCAUCGUCGGCGCCGUCGUCUACGCGUAUGUCGGUAAUCAGUACAUGACGGCGCCGGCCUUUGGUUCGUUGCAGCCGCUGUUCAAGAAGGUGUCGUUCUCCUUCAUGAUCCCGACCAUCAUCUUCCUCGGCGUACUGUAUGCGUCAGUGUCAGCGCGCUUCGUCUUCUUCCGCAUCUUCCAGAACUCGCGCCACAAGAACGAGCACACCGUGGUUGGUUGGGCCACCUGGACGUCCAUCUUGAUGGCUACCUGGAUCGUCGCCUUUAUCAUCGCCCAGGUCAUCCCGUUCUUUUCGUCCUUGCUCUCUCUCAUGAGCUCCCUCUUCGACAGCUUUUUCGGUUUCAUCUUUUGGGGCGUCGCCUACUUCCGCAUGCGCCGCGCCGACGGGGGCAUCGCACUCGUGAAAGAGCACACCGUGGCUGGCUACCUGCUUGGAGCGCUCAAUGUUGUCAUCAUUCUGAUCGGCGUCUUCUUCCUCACGGUGGGCACGUAUGCGACGGUGGAGAGUAUUAUCCUUGAGUUCGAAAAUGGUACGAUAAGGAGCAUUUUCUCAUGUGCUAGCAAUGGUUUGUAAAUAAAGACGGGCGUCAUCUGGUCGCAUAGGUAGACCUGAGUUUCAAGUUUGCAAAAUUAGU
Parathielavia appendiculata is the source of this 1682-nucleotide messenger RNA. Its product is annotated as amino-acid permease. Bases 59 to 1621 code for a protein of 520 amino acids. NCBI's taxonomy places the organism in Eukaryota, Fungi, Ascomycota, Sordariomycetes, Sordariales, Chaetomiaceae. The record is from RefSeq and is a predicted model, not a curated record. Gene Ontology annotation, biological process: amino acid transmembrane transport. The transcript has 9 exons. Gene Ontology annotation, molecular function: L-amino acid transmembrane transporter activity.